Messenger RNA from Athalia rosae (coleseed sawfly), 7764 nucleotides. Its product is annotated as sodium-dependent nutrient amino acid transporter 1-like. The transcript is spliced from 10 exons. NCBI's taxonomy places the organism in Eukaryota, Metazoa, Arthropoda, Insecta, Hymenoptera, Athaliidae. Bases 4487 to 6445 code for a protein of 652 amino acids. Gene Ontology annotation, cellular component: membrane. Gene Ontology annotation, biological process: sodium ion transmembrane transport. Gene Ontology annotation, molecular function: L-amino acid transmembrane transporter activity. The record is from RefSeq and is a predicted model, not a curated record.
UAGAGGCUGCGGCACCGCGGUGCCCCGCCAUAGACCUUCCGACACACAAUGGAUGGGAAUAAAUUCGACCUUGAAACUGGUGAAUUUCAUAAACACGGUCUUCCGCGGCGGAACGGCGUGUUGUUCGUCGCUCCAAGAAUCGCCGGUGCGGAUGAAAUUGUUAUUGUUUUUGUUUUUUUUCUUUCUUCUUUUUUCAGGUAAAACAACACCAGUCCUCCGGAAGUCGAUGUUCGCCGCUUGUUAGGUUAGAUUAUCUUGCACUUUUUAACGACGUUGCAAAGAUCGGAGUAGGACACCGACAGGAUAUGAAAUAGCGCUAAUAUUGUAGAGAUUCGUUUAUCGCUGGAUUCAGGAUGGUGAAAAACUCCCUCGGAUCCGAGUGGACACACGGGUCAUCGCGAUGCACGCGCACAAGUUAUCCACCGAAAUUUUUACACUCCGCCGCGAUCGUUCCACAGAGAUGAAUAUCGGCGAUCGAAAUAUCGGAUCCGCGUUCCCACCGUUCGACAAAAAUCGUCGCUUCCACCGUCCCCGAGAUGAGGAAGAGAAAAAAGAUGUCGGCAUUGUCGGCGCGCAGAAUUCGUUGUAGAAAAAUCUGUGUAAAAAUUGAGCCGGGAAAAAAAGCGUGUAAUUAUACACUCCUUUCAUGUUCGUGGCCGUUCGGUUUUUCAGGCGGUGGAAAAAUUUGCCAUUUUCGAGGGGACGGGUGAAAAAAAAAAAACCGACAAAACUUCCGCCGCGUUCGUCGCAGUCUUCGGAGCAUAACGCAGAUAUGGAUUCGGAAUCGUGGUGCGAAAGUGAGAGUGAGAGCGUGGAGAUUACGAUUCAUGUAUAUUAUUUGUGCGAUAUACCUACCUGUAUAUAUAACCGGUAGAUAGCAGUUUAUAACUUUCCAUGAAGCAAUGUACGUGUAUAAGGUACGCGUAUAAUGUGCAAAGGCACGAAAAAUACAUUGUCCGGGUACUACGUACGUACCUGUAUCAAAGGUAUGCGGCGACGAACGUAAACUCUGUAGAUAAAUUACUGUGUUUAACAUUGAGACAUCCUACGACCACCGACGCGAGCGAAUUUCAAUGCAGGUGUAAGCGCAACGCCGCUCGUUGUAACGCCGGUGUGUAGAUUUCACACGUACUGCCACCCGUACACAGAAACAAUGUGCAUGCAUAACUUGCGCGUGUAUCACCGUUACACACUGUACAGUCGAUUCUUGCGUAAUACGAAAACGAGCUAUCGACGUACGGGGUGGUUGAAAAAAUCCAAAAAACGAUAUCGUGACCGGAGAUUACCAAAUUUUCGCGAUUCCGACAAGUUUUUGGAUCGUCCGGUUUUUAUCGAACGAAAAUUGUCGCUCGUUUCAGUUUUUGAUGAAUUUUCGAAAACUGGCCGGCUCAUUUAUUCCUUUUUUGUUUUCUCAUUUUUUUUUUUGGUCACACCGCAUUUGCGAUUCUCGCCUGGGAUUUCGCUCGAGACUCUUGCAAAAAGUUCUGAGGAAUCGAAGAAAGAAGAAUAAAUUUCGUCGAGCGAAAAAUGACGUGUGUGAGUAAAAAUUCCCGCCGGCUACGUGAAUCCCCGCGUAUCGUAUACUUCGGCGUAAUAUCGUCGGAGGAUGAGGAGGUCGUUCACUGCGGUGCAAGAUUGCUAAUGAUUCCCAAUAACGAUGAAUAUACAUGAAACCGAUUAUAAGCGUAGAUUGACCUGUCCCAAUCCGGCUGUGUCGUAAUAUUUAAUCGAGAUACGUGUUCGGAUGCGUCAGAACUCAUCGCGGGAAUAACCUCGACCGAUCUGAUUUUUACAUAGUCGGAAUGAGGUAAAAUCCGAUUAGAACGCGCCCUUCGCGGAAUCGCGAAGGUCGACGAUCGUCUACCCUCGAAAAUCGAGCGGCUACGACGAAUGCUUUCGCCUCUGAAAAUCGCCGGGACUGUUCAAAAAAUGUGAAACUAAAAUUUUUUCAUUUUUUUGCAUUAAAUUUUUUAUUCCGCAACGUUGCCCGAAUCGGUGACGAGAGAAAAAAAAAAACCGAAAGGUAAAUUAACCGAUGACUGAAAUGAGGUAAUCAGAUUCGAAAGAAUUAUACAAAGUUUCCAAUUAUAGAGAACAAAAAAAAAAAAAACAAACAAAAAAAAAAUACCCAAACUGGAUGGGAAUAUCCGUACCGUGAUUUUGAGCUACUUGCGGCUACUUUCACACGACAAUUCUGGUGUACGAGGUGAUCGAACCGAUUACGUGAUUUUCAGGAGCAUAAAUACAUGGUUCCUCUUUUAUUUCUCUCUUAUUCUUUUCAUUUUUUCUUUUUCUUUUUCUUUUUCUUUCUCUUUUUUUUUCUUUGCAGAGAAAUCGGAGAACAUUAACGUCAAAAUCGAACGUUCGAUUAAUAAGUUACCUGUAGUAACUCUACACAAUACAAGCGUACUCCGAUCGAUUGCAGCGCUGCGUUGGGCCCAAUUUGCCUUAAACUUUCUCAUUUUUGUUUGCCGCCUCGGGGGCCUGCAGCAUAAAUUGUAAUACCGUAGGUACGUACCUACCGACUAAACGCGUGCAUCGCGUGCUAUAAAAUAAAUGACUCGCUUUUAGAUCUUUCUAAUACGUGAAAGAGAACGAAUGAGAAACCGAUAACAUCGAUACAUCCACGCACGGCUCUGGGAGAAUGUGAAUUUUUUUUGGGCCCUAUUUUCAGCGCAGUUGUCGAAAACUAAAAAACGAAAAACAAAACAAAAAAGGAGAGACACCUCAACUUGCCCAACGGUACAUACAGGCGACACGCGAGCUAACGUCGAUCCUUUCGAAUAUCUGAAUUUUAAGGAGAGAAACAAAUGAAAUGAAAUCGUGAAUCGAGAGUCGUCAUUGUCGCGAUCGGAAUAAAGCGAAAGAAAAAGGAAUGGAAAAAAGAGUAAACUCGGUUGUGUACAUUUCGCAUUCCAGGUAACAUAAUUUCGCCGCGAUACAGGUAUACGUCACGGUGCACGGUCGAUCGUGUUUACGGCAGAAAAUACACGGGUAUGUUCGAGCAGAAGGCGUCAUAAUAUCGUCGACCGCAACGGUAAUAACUAUUAAACCGAAGAAUCUUGAACCGAACACGUAACCGCAUCGCGCGCCGUCUUCCGAGAACGAUCCCCGAAAUUAUCCAAACAUCCGAAGUUAUUGAAAAAGAAAAAAAAACAUUUGCACGAUUAUUUCCGACGAGGAAACUACGUAUUUCGGGGACUCGGACGACGCUGACCUCCGCGAAAUAGACGAAAAAUAGACGAAGAUAUCCCCGCUUCCGAAUUGUCGUAGGAAAUGAAAAAAAAAUUUGCUGCAAUGUUUGUUCGCUUUUUCAGCUAAUACUAUUCGGCGAUGAUUCAGCGUCGGAAUUUACAGAAAAAAAGUCGUCAAAAAAAAAACAAAAAAAGGGUGGAAGCGUCGACAGCGGUAGUCAAGUCUGCACGCACCGAGGACCACGUGAGAAAGAACGGGUAUCCAUCCCUACUUAACGUCAGAGAUCGCGAGGCGGGAACGAUCGAGGACGUCAAAGUUUGCCAAACUGGGAAUCGCGGACAGUAAGUGGUCCGACUUCGGGAGAACAGCACCUGCACACCGCGUCUACUCCCCGGAGCGCGCCUUGUCAAAACACGGCUACGGAAGGAGGAAAAUCGGCCGAUUUUUUUUCUCGCUCCUCAUCCUCGUCGCUCGUUAUCGGUAUAAUACCGCACGUCGCAUGCGGCAGAGCCGCGGUUUUCGACCAGAACGGUUACCGGGAUUGCGGCCGGUAGCUAAUCAACGAUCGUCAUCGGCCGAUCGUAAUUCUCCGAAUUUUUAAACCCGUUACCCGACCCCCCCUCCCCCCUCUCUCUGUGCACUCGCCUCAUGAUCCUUUUAUCGCCGAAGACUACUACCGAUUUUUAAUCGCGCGCGACUCGAGGAUCGGAAUCGGCAAAAGAAUCGGCAAAAAAAAAUCGGCAAAAAAUCGGCGCCGAUCAGACGUCGCCGAUUGAAUCAAUUCCCGUCGAGAUGAGAAUGACACAAGCGGACCGAAUCGGUUGAUUCAAAGAUCGCGAAAAUCGGCACGGGACCGAUCGAAAUCGUUUAAAAUUCUCGAUGACGUUAGUCCACUGUCAAAAGUGAAUCUCGUCGACACUGGUGAACAGCUGAGGCGCGUCUGGUUCGAUCUGUCAAACGAUUUCGGCAGCCGCGCAAACGAUCGGAAUUUCGGAUCGGCGGUAAAAAUACCCCGCGGAUCCGACGGUGCAGGUCGCACGUGCUCGGCUAGACGCCGGCCAUAUUGGAUUACUAUGUGUACACAAGUGGAUACGUGAAUUUCAAAUAUUAUUGUAGCAAAAAGUAUUCGAUUAUCCGAAUUGUGGCACAUCUGGAUAACCCGAUUAGAUCAUCCGGAUCCUUGAGUCGUUCGAUUGCCGUCUUCUGUCGAGCGACUGUUUCAUUUCGCCGUUAAUUUUGGUGCGACACGAUUUGAGAAGGAACCAAAAAAACGAAGGCGAUAAAAAUCAUCAUGGUAUCGCGACAGGUCGGAAAGCAGAAUCCAACGUUUCUCGAUGACGACGGAACGGGGAUCACGGAUCUCGGCAAGGAGAUCCAGAGGGACUACGACGGGCCGAAUUUCGGAUCUUACGACGAACCAGGAAAAAAUCCCGGAUCGACGCUGGCGCCGAAGGAACAACUGCGCAUCGCCGAAGUAGGAGGAGGAGACGAGGAGGAACGGGCGACCUGGGGAAACGGUUUGGAGUUCCUGAUGUCCUGCAUAGCGAUGUCGAUAGGUCUCGGCAACGUUUGGCGUUUCCCGUUCACGGCAUACGAAAACGGAGGCGGCGCCUUCCUCAUCCCCUACAUAAUAGUCCUCUUCGUAAUCGGCAAGCCUUUCUACUACCUCGAAAUGAUCAUGGGACAGUUCACGAGCAGGUCGUCGGUAAAAAUGUGGACGUUGGCGCCCGGAUUCAAGGGGGUCGGAUGGGCCCAGAUGGUAUCCAUGCUGUCCGUCGGGACCUACUACUGCUCGCUGAUGUCCCUCACGCUUUUUUAUCUGGUGAAAAGCUUCAGCGCCGAAUUGCCCUGGUCGACCUGCGCCCCGGAAUGGGACAACUGCGUGGACUCCGUGAGGUCGAACGACUCCGUUGUAUCGGCGAAGGACAACGCGACCCUCAGAAGUUCCGCGGAACUUUAUUUCACGAAGACCGUGCUCAGGGAGAAGGAGAACAUCGACGACGGAAUCGGACUUCCGGACUGGCGACUGACCGUAUGCUUGCUGUUCGCUUGGCUCUGCAUAUUCGGCGUACUCGCCAGGGGGGUCAAGGGGUCCGGGAAGGCGGCCUACUUCCUCGCCAUAUUCCCCUACAUCAUAAUGAUAGCGCUGCUGAUAAGGGCGGUGACGUUGGAGGGCGCCAUCAACGGGAUAAUAUUCUUCAUAAAACCGAAUUGGGAGAAACUCUUCGAUCCGAACGUCUGGUACGCCGCCGUGACGCAGUGUUUCUUCUCGCUGAGCGUCUGCUUCGGCGGCGUGGUCAUGUACUCUUCGUACAACGAGUUCGAUCACAACAUAUACAGGGACGCGAUGGUCGUCACCACUCUGGACACCUUCACGAGCCUCAUAGCCGGCUUCACGAUAUUCGGUAUACUUGGAAAUUUGGCCCACGAAUUGGGUACCGACGACAUAAGCAAAGUGGUCCGCGGCGGUACCGGAUUGGCUUUUGUCUCCUAUCCGGACGCAAUUGCCAAAUUCUCGAUACUCCCCCAGGCAUUCUCCUUUCUAUUUUUCCUGAUGCUGUACGUCCUGGGUAUCGGAAGCGCGAUCGCACUGGCCGGCGGCAUCAACGCCGUGAUCUGCGACCAGUUUCCGAGCUGGAAGUCCUGGCACGUCGUCCUCGGAACGUCGCUCUUUGGUUUUUCCGUAGGAAUGGUCUACUGCACUCCCGGCGGUCAAUUCAUCCUUGGGCUCGUCGACUACUACGCGGGGUCCUUCAUCGUCUUCGUGCUCGCCACCUUCGAGGUCACCGGAAUCUUCUGGGUGUACGGCCUGGAAAAUUUCCUGGACGACGUCGAGUUCAUGCUGAACAGGCGGCCUUCCGUUUACUGGAGGAUUUGCUGGGGCGUCGUGACGCCGUUUCUUCUGGCUGCUAUCCUCAUCUACACCAUCGCCAUUAUGGAACCGCUGAAAUACGGCGGCAUUCCGUAUCCAGACAGCGCCCACGCCGCCGGAUGGUUAAUGAUGAGUUUCGGGGCACUCCAGAUUCCAUUUUGGAUGAUAGUGACGAUGAUAACGAAGCGUGAUUUGGGAUUCUCCAAGAUGAUUUCAGCGACUUUCGAACCGUCGAAGCAGUGGGGGCCAAAGAAUCCAACGCGACUCGCGUCCUGGCGCGAAUUCAAGGAACGUGCGCGGAAAAGGAGAGCGGACAGAACGGCUUCAAGGCCGAAACAAAUCCUUUACGUUCUCUUGGGCCGCGAGGACAAACUGUAAUUAACUUCAUUAACCUUCGACGCCAGGGCCGUGACCAGGAUUCCGACGAAGCGAUCAAAUGAUCUUCGUGAUUCGGAAAUUUGUCCCGAACACGAUAGAAGUAGUGCAAAAACUUUUUUCUUAAAAAGCACAGUGAUUUUGACGACGAGAAGCUCUUUGUUUAGAAUUAGUAUACCUACCGUGUAGACCUCAUGAACAAAGAAAGAGAAAAAUGAAAAAUGCCUAGUGUUGAUGGAAUCGAAGCGUGAUCGGUGACAGUGUCAGUGAUGUGUCUUCGAGUCAAACUACCAAUCAAGUUCAGCGUAAGUUUGAAUUGCAAGACAAAUACCAAUCAAGUUCAGCGUAAGUUUUAAUUGCAAGACAACUACCAAUCAAGUUCAGCGUAAGUUUGAAUUGCAAGACAUCUACCAAUCAAGUUCAGCGUAAGUUUGAAUUGCAAGACAACUACCAAUCAAGUUCAGCGUAAGUUUGAAUUGCAAGACAACUACCAAUCAAGUUCAGCGUAAGUUUGAAUUGCAAGACAAAUACCAAUCAAGUUCAGCGUAAGUUUUAAUUGCAAGACAAAUACCAAUCAAGUUCAGCGUAAGUUUGAACUGCAAGACAACUACCAAUCAAGUUCCGCGUAAGUUUGAAUUGCAAGACAUCUACCAAUCAAGUUCCACGUAAGUUUGAAUUGCAAGACAACUGCCAAUCAAGUUCAGCGUAAGUUUGAAUUGCAAGACAACUGCCAAUCAAGUUCAGCGUAGGUUUGAAUUGCAAGACAUCUACCAAUCAAGUUCAGCGUAAGUUUGAAUUGCAAGACAACUACCAAUCAAGUUCAGCGUAAGUUUGAAUUGCAAGACAAAUACCAAUCAAGUUCAGCGUAAGUUUUAAUUGCAAGACAACUACCAAUCAAGUUCAGCGUAAGUUUGAAUUGCAAGACAUCUACCAAUCAAGUUCAGCGUAAGUUUGAAUUGCAAGACAACUACCAAUCAAGUUCAGCGUAAGUUUGAAUUGCAAGACAAAUACCAAUCAAGUUCAGCGUAAGUUUUAAUUGCAAGACAACUACCAAUCAAGUUCAGCGUAAGUUUGAAUUGCAAGACAUCUACCAAUCAAGUUCAGCGUAAGUUUGAAUUGCAAGACAACUACCAAUCAAGUUCAGCGUAAGUUUGAAUUGCAAGACAUCUACCAAUCAAGUUCCACGUAAGUUUGAAUUGCAAGACAACUGCCAAUCAAGUUCAGCGUAAGUUUGAAUUGCAAGACAACUGCCAAUCAAGUUCAGCGUAAGUUUGAAUUGCAAGACAACUGCCAAUCAAGUUCAGCGUAGGUUUGAAUUGCAA